This is a messenger RNA of Panthera uncia (snow leopard), 3490 nucleotides long. It is a transcript of the gene CEP104, whose product is annotated as centrosomal protein 104. The transcript is spliced from 23 exons. The coding region runs from base 327 to 3101 and encodes 924 amino acids. Gene Ontology annotation, cellular component: cilium. The record is from RefSeq and is a predicted model, not a curated record. Lineage: Eukaryota; Metazoa; Chordata; Mammalia; Carnivora; Felidae.
CUCGGGGGUGCGGGCCGGCCCGGGGCGGUGGAGGAGGCGCCGCCUGAGCUCCGGAAGCCGCUGCCGAGGGGCGGCGGAGGGCCCUGGGAGCCGUGAGGGCGCCGAGGUCCGGGCGGGCCUUCCGUUCUGACAGCCAAACGUUCGGAAGUUGCUGAAUUGUUUCGCUUUGAUUCAUGGAGGUCAACGAUCCUGAGAACAUCUCGGAAAGUUGCGUUUUGAUAGACUUGGUGAGGCUACCGCCGAGCUGCCUUCGUCCACGCAGCCGCUAGUGUGUGCCGCAAGGCCGAGAAGUCUUUCCUGCCCUUACAACCAGCCCAGCGCCCAGGAUGCCCCACAAGAUUGGCUUCGUUGUUGUCAGCUCCUCUGGACACGAAGAUGGCUUCAGUGCCCGGGAACUAAUGAUCCACGCACCUACCGUCAGCGGGUGGAGGUCACCGAGAUUUUGCCAGUUUCCGCAAGAGAUCGUUCUUCAGAUGGUGGAGAGGUGUCGAAUAAGAAAGCUGCAGCUGCUCGCCCACCAGUACAUGAUCCCCAGCAAAGUGGAGUUCUACGUCAGCGAGAGCCUGCCCGAGUACUUCGUGCCCUACCAGGCAGAGCGCUUUCGAAGGCUCGGCUAUGUCUCUCUCUGUGACAACGAGAAGACGGGCUGCAGGGCCCGGGAGCUGAAGUCCGUCUACGUGGACGCGGUGGGACAGUUUCUCAAGCUGACCUUUCACGAAAACCACCUCAACAAGUACAACAUAUAUAAUCAGGUUGCUCUGGUUGCAGUAAAUAUCAUUGGAGACCCUGCAGAUUUUGGUGAUGAAAGCAAUAUUACCUCUAGAGAGAAGCUGAUUGAUCAUUAUCUGGGGCACAACACCGAGGACCCAGCUCUGGAAGGAACUUGUACUGGGAAAUCUGACUACAUUUCUCCACUAGAUGACUUAGCUUUCGAUAUGUACCAAGAUCCAGAAGUUGCCCAGAUUAUACGUAAAUUAGACGAAAGAAAACGCGAAGCCGUCCAAAAGGAACGCUACGACUAUGCCAAGAAGCUGAAACAAGCUAUUGCUGAUUUGCAAAAGGUGGGCGAGCGCCUCGGGCGGUACGAGGUGGAAAAGCGCUGCGCAGUAGAGAAGGAGGACUACGACCGCGCCAAGGAGAAGCAGCAGCAGAUGGAACGGUUCCGCAGCCAAGUGUACGAGCAGCUGCGGCUGCACAGCCUCGUGGACGCCGAGCUGGUGCAAAGGCCUCCUGACCUGCCCCUGCAGCCCCUGGCACACUCUGGCAGUCCUCGCCACCAGCAGCCAGCGCUGUCUCGACCGCGAGAGGACAGAGCCCCAGAAAGCCUGCGUGCAGAGCCCUUCCUUCAGGAAAAGCCUCCAGCACGUCCCCUGGGCCCUCCUCAGCCCGCCACAGCGGACCAGGCCCCGCCCGCCGCGGACCCUCACCUCAGGACCCACCUCCAGGCCGUGCCCUACGAUGAGCGGCCCCUUCCUGCUGCCCGGAAGCAGCCUGCGGCGGCCCUGGAACCAGAGAAGAGUGACUGGGAUGGCAGUGAGGCUCCCAGAGGAGCUGCCACUGGGGAGCCGGAGCCCUUGACGGAGAAGGCAUUGAGAGAGGCCAGCCCUGCCGUGGACGUGCUCGGAGAAGCCCUGGUCGCUGGGGCCUAUUCCAAGACGUGGUCGUACCGGGAAGACGCGCUGCUCGCACUGUGCAAACAGCUGAUGCAGAUGCCCGCUGGAGCCCCCAAGGAGGAGCUGAAGAACGUUCUGCGAGCGUCCAUCUUCCUCGUGAGGAGAGCCGUCAGAGACCUCGUGACCCCAGUCUUUCAGGCUUCUUUGAAACUGCUGAAGAUGAUAAUUACACAAUAUAUUCCCAAACACAAGCUGAGCAAGCUCGAAACGGCCCACUGUGUGGAGAGAACCGUUCCCGUUCUGCUCACCAGGACCGGAGACUCCUCUGCUCGCCUCCGAGUCAUAGCUUCCAAUUUUAUCCAGGAAAUGGCCUUGUUUAAGGAAGUUAGGUCUCUCCAGAUUAUCCCACCUUACUUGGUACAGCCGUUAAAAGCCAACUCUUCGGCUCAUCUGGCAAUGAGUCAGAUGGACCUCCUGGCCCGGCUCCUGAGAGACCUGGGCACCGGGAACACGGGUUUCACCGUCGAUAACGUGAUGAAGUUUUCAGUGAGUGCCCUGGAGCACAGAGUGUAUGAGGUUCGAGAGACAGCGGUUAGAAUUAUUUUGGACAUGUAUAAACAGCACCGGGCUUUUAUUCUAGAGUACCUCCCUCCAGACGACAACACCACGCGCAAGAACGUUCUCUAUAAAACAAUUUUUGACGGAUUUGCUAAAAUAGACGGCAGACCAACAGAUGCUGACACGAAGGCACAGAAAAAAGCGGCUACAGAAGAAGCGGAAAAACGAAAGAAAGAAGAAAUUAAAGCUUUACAAGGGCAGUUGGCAGUGCUCUCCGAAAUUCAGGCCGGAGUCCAGCCUGGCAAGGAGACGACGGCAGGCCCCACGCUGGAGGCAGACAGUCAGGACACGGAAGGAGGGAAGGCAGCCGCACGUCCUGCCCCAGAAGUCCCAGCCGCUCACUACUUAGAUAAUUUAUGUAUCUUCUGUGGGGAGAGGAGUGAGUCCUUCACGGAGGAGGGCCUGGACCUCCACUACUGGAAGCGCUGCCUCAUGCUGACAAGAUGCGCCUGCUGCAGGCAGGUGGUCGAGAUCUCCAGCCUGACGGAGCACCUGCUGACAGAAUGCGACAAGAAAGACGGGUUUGGAAAGUGUUACCGCUGCAACGAGGCUGUUCUGAAGGAAGAGCUGCCCAGACACAUAAAAGCAAAGGAUUGUAAUCCCGCCAAACCGGAGAAGCUGGCAAACCGCUGUCCUCUGUGCCACGAGAACUUCUCACCGGGGGAGGAGGCGUGGAAGGCUCACCUCAUGGGCCCCGCCGGCUGCACGAUGAACCUGCGCAAGACGCACGUGCUGCACAAGGCUCUGCCGCCAGCAGGUAAAGGCCCAGCCACGACCAAAUCAGGGACCUCUGCAUCCAAGGUCGGAAGCAAGAUCCCUACCCCAAAGGGACUGAACAAAAGCUCCGGCAGAACGUACACAAAGCGGUGACGUGACCCACAUUCUGUCUCCUUCGUCCCCACGAGGGACCGAGCGAGUUUCUUGAUUGCGAACCGUCUCUCCUAAGAUCCGCCUUUGGACGUGGCGACCCUGUGCUCCGCCCCCGCCGUCCCUCCGCUCGUGGCCCUGCUGUCCUCACCUGCCGCUCCCUGUGAGGGGCUGACGCAAGAGCCUGCGUCCGGGGCUCAGACCAAGCUCACCGCGGUUUGAAGCCACCAGGCUUCUGGCCUCCGAGGCCGCCGUCGCCAGAAGAGCAGCCAUUCCGUUUGAAGGGGACCGACCUCCCUGUCCGGGUCGGGUGAGCAGGUUACGGGUGUCCUCGAGCAGAGCGCCCUCUCCUCAAGCGCUUGGAGUGGUUUCCAUAAAGGCUUCGCUGUAAA